Triplophysa dalaica is the source of this 2637-nucleotide messenger RNA. It is a transcript of the gene noxa1, whose product is annotated as NADPH oxidase activator 1. Gene Ontology annotation, biological process: superoxide anion generation. Lineage: Eukaryota; Metazoa; Chordata; Actinopteri; Cypriniformes; Nemacheilidae. The record is from RefSeq and is a predicted model, not a curated record. The transcript has 17 exons. The coding region runs from base 107 to 1636 and encodes 509 amino acids. Gene Ontology annotation, molecular function: superoxide-generating NADPH oxidase activator activity; protein binding.
GGUGAUCCCAGCUCAGGUAUACACCUGUCCAUGUGCUGUAGUCAUUCUCUUGAAUAGUUGGUUCCAGAAAGCAAGUCAAGGUUCUUAUUCUCUGCCGCUGUGAGUCAUGUUGUACAUAGAGUUGAUCAGGCUGUGGGAUGAAGCUGUGGGGUUAAUAGACGGUCGGGACUGGCAGGGUGCUCUCACUAAACUCAAUCAGAUCACCGAGCACAACUGUCGCACUCUGUUUACGGUUGCAUCGGUUCAUAUUGCCCUUGGCCAGGUGGACAUGGCUAUUAAGGCUCUGGAUCAGGUCAUCGCAAAGGAUCAGUGUCUUGCUGUAGGGUUUUUUCAGAGGGCUGCUGUUCACACGAUGGCGAACAGACUUGAGGAGGCACUGUCCGAUUGUAUAUGGGCUCAGAAAUACAUGAGAGAAAACCCUGUUAUUGACUACAAACAGCUGGGUCUUCGAUAUAAAAUGUACAGCUGGCAGGUCCUUUAUAACGCAGCAGCAGUUCACUCUAGACUGCAGCAAUGGGACAAAGCAAAUGAGAUCUUACAGGCGGCCUCACAAGAGAGGGGAGUAGGACGGAGCAACCUAGUGGACACAGCUCUAGAGAAAGUUUCUAAGAGAGAGGUUUUGACACCUCUUCUUGUUCCAGAGGGUGAAGUGUUUCGUCCCAGGAAGCAGGAGGUCGAGCAGCUUAAACCAAGGAACUUCCUGGGUGAAGCAAAGGUCAUCACUUCUUUGAUUCCAAAUGAUGACUUCAGAGGCUUCGAUCCUCUCAGACCACAGACUCCUGGAUACUAUGAGCCAAAGGUAGAAGGCCAGAACUCGCGUUACAUGACGACAACAAGUGCAUAUGUAGCUAAAGGGGCAGGAGAGCUAACAGUGCCUGCUGGCGCACAAGUGUUUGUCCACAGUCUUGAUGACAGGGAUGGACUGGCAAUAGUCAUAUAUGAUGGAAAGAGAGGUCUGUUUCCCAAGUUCCUGCUUGAACCAAGAACCAAGAAAAACAAGGACAAAAACAAGCGGAUUGAGCUCGCCAAUGGCAUUCCACACCCUCCUGCAUUAAACCCCCCAAAUCGACCCCAAGGUCUAGCCCAACCUCGACCAGAGUUGCGCCCCUCCAGUGCCAGUGCUGCCCACACAACUCCUCCAAUGAGCAACAGCUCCACCCACGUCCCUGCCCAGCAGGCCCAAACUUCAGCCCAGGAGCAUGGAUCAGUCAUGGUGAAGGUACACUACAAGUACACAAUGGCCCUUAGAGUCCCUUUAGAAACUUCUUUCCGAGAUCUGCAGGAGAAAGUCGCUCGGAAAUUAGGACAGCCUGCGACGAACAUUCGCCUUAGACAUAAAAAGGAUGGCACCGCAAUACUGACCCCACUGGAUGGAGAUAAAGGACUCAACAGCCUUGAAGACGUGAUUGAAUCGGGACGUGCCACAAUUUGGUGUCAGUCUGAAGACCCUCUGGCCAACAGAACCAUUAUCUAUCAGAUGGUGGCACUGUAUGACUACACUGCACAAGGCCUUGAAGACCUGGAAUUCAGUGAAGGGGAUACACUUGACAUUCUCAGUGAAGUGAAUGAGGAAUGGUUAGAAGGGCACACUGCUGGAAAUAUUGGCAUCUUCCCCCGAAGUUUUGCUCAUCGGUAAACAGCAUUAGUGUUGCCCCUUUGGUUUGGCCCAUGUCAAUGUUUGAAGCUCUGAAAGCUCUCCUCGGGAUCCUUGGUCAAGCACAUCAACUGGGCACAACUAGAUAAACCGCAAGCCUUGGGUACACAAGGUCACGGGUUCGAAGGCAAUGUUGCGAGUGUUGUGUUUAAACGCAAAGUCUAGAAUUGCAUUUCAUUCUCUGUGAUUUGUCUUCAGUUUGAUUUCAUUCUCACCUGGUCUUCAUAUGCAAUUUACUUCUGAGGUACGUUUGAUAUCUGCAUUUUUUUGCUCUUGUUGCCCUGUGGUGUGCUCUCUUUGCCUUUUCAGUUCAUUCUCAACUCUACUUUCAAACAUAUCUGUUUUUCACAUACAUGUGGUUCCUCUAUCUGUGCACUGUCAUAGCGGCACCUUUUCUGAUUGGUGCGUGUCGUUACUCGCAACUCUGUCAGCUUUGCUCAGCAGCCUUGUUGCAACGUUCACUUGAGUGGCGUGAUUUGCUAAACUGCAAAAGUGAAGUCUUUGGAAUCCCAUGAAGUUGUGUAUGUUGAACUUGUGUCUUCUUAGUUCAUUCUAAUAUUUUUUCUCAAUGUGAUUGUUUGUACCACAAGCCCACUUUUCUUCUGGGGGUGUGUUUGAAUCUGGUGUGUUAUCUUCCAAGAAUGCAAGAGGUUUUGUGAAGAGAGUUUUAUGUUUAUGUAUGCGUUAUAUAAAGUGUUUUAAUUGUCAUGUCAUGUAUACAUGUUUGCUCUUUCCUGCACUUGUUUGUUCAGACAUCUUUAUAUGUCGUUUCAAUGUUGUCAAGCAAUGAACUAGAGAGCAGAGUGUUAUUAUAUGUUAGUGGAGUUUCAGUAUUGUCAAGCAAUUUCUCUGUUGUCAAGCAAUGAACUAGAGAGCAGAGUGUGAUUAUAUGUUAGUGGUGUUUCAGUAUUGUCAAGCAAUGAACUAAAGAGCACAGUGUGUUUAUAUGUAAGUUGUGUAAGUUAAUAAACACCACAAUUUUA